Molecule: messenger RNA, 379 nt
Organism: Funneliformis caledonium
Lineage: Eukaryota; Fungi; Glomeromycota; Glomeromycetes; Glomerales; Glomeraceae
Source: the annotation of a GenBank genome assembly
UAAAGAAUAUUACCUUGAAUCAGACAUCAUCGCGACAAUGGAACGAUUUUGCAAUACACGUGUUGGUGAUGUUGAAGUAACUCGAGUUACGCCCAAAUUACGUCAGCAAGUUUAUGUUGCGCUUGGUACUCGAGGGUUUAGCGAUAUCAAAAGAUACAAACGGUUUGAAAAUUUAUCCCCUGCAAAGGUCUUACCAGUUUAUGUUGUAGGUCGCAAAAUCAAAAAAACCAUCAACGGAACAAAAUCAGCAGAAAAUAAUCAAUUAGAUCAAGAAGAAUCAAAUGAUAAAAAUGAUAAAUCUCCGCCACAUCAAUUUUACUCGGAUGAAUCGGAUUAUUAUUAUCCUACUGAAGCAACAAAUGAUGGAACUUAUUACUGA